Molecule: messenger RNA, 4292 nt
Organism: Pogoniulus pusillus (Red-fronted tinkerbird)
Lineage: Eukaryota; Metazoa; Chordata; Aves; Piciformes; Lybiidae
Gene: RNF215
Product: ring finger protein 215
Exons: 10
Coding region: 2392-3528 (378 amino acids)
Biological process (GO): ubiquitin-dependent protein catabolic process; Wnt receptor catabolic process
Cellular component (GO): plasma membrane
Molecular function (GO): ubiquitin protein ligase activity; frizzled binding
Source: RefSeq, a predicted model, not a curated record
GUGUCCCACGGAGCCGCUGUGUCCCUUGGGACAGUGGAUGCUCCACGGAGCCAUGUGGCUAUCUCACAGAGCCACGUAUCCUCCAUGGAUCACCCGUGGAGCCAUCCAUCUUCCACGGAACCACUGAGCAUCCCACGGAGCAGCCACUUUGGAGCUGUGGAUGCCUCAUGAAUCCACCUGUGUCCCCUGAAAACAGUAUCCCCACGGACACCCCACAGAAGCCCUGCACCUCCAGUCCCACCUCGGCAUCCCCUCCCGUGUGCAGUGCUCACGGCAGCAGCCCCCAGCCCCCCAGUUUUGGGCUCUUCCACCAAAUUCGUGGGAGCCCCACACGGGUAGCCAACAUCCCUGGCCCAUCCCAGGAGCCAGCUGGACUUCCCGGGCUGCUGUUGUUGGCCCAGCCAGACCCUUGGCAAUAGGGAAUUUUUGCCAUGUGGUUAAACCGGCUCCGGGUGCCAGCCGUGGGCGGAAGGGCCCUGCUUGCCCAGCGAUGAAAUCCUCAAGGUUGCAACAUGACCAAGGACUUGGGGGGACUUUGGGGACACACCCAGUCCUGUCCUGCAGGUGCCCAGUCCCUGGCCCCGGUAUGGCCCCUGCCGAAACCAGGUCAGCGCCGGGGCCUGUGCAACAGCUAAUCCUGCCGGUAAAUCCCCCCUGCCGGCACAUGUGCCAGGCACACGUGCCCAGAGCAGGGCCAAGACGGUGACCUGGCAUGGCAAUGACCGAGGGGGAGCAGUUGGAUUUUGGGUUACUGGGGUAUGGGUGUGGGCCUGUGUCACCCAGGCUGUCCCCAUGCAUGCCGUGGUCUUAGGGUGCAGGUGUGCGCAGGGCUGUGCGUGCCCUGCUCUCCCCAUGGCCGUGUCCCCACGUGUGUGCCUGUCCCCAUGGUACCCACCAUGUCCCUGUGGUACUCCCGUGUGCAUUCCUGGGGAAUCAGUGCCGGGGGAACCGCAGGGGGCUGUGUUCAAUGCCUGGAGCUGUCCCUGCCCCUGUUCCUGCCCCUCUCCUAGUGCCUCUCCCAGUCUCCCUGCUGGUCUUGGUCCCUAUUGCCAUGCCUGAUACUGUCCCGGUGCCCAGCCUGGCCCUGGCUCUCGUUGCUGUCUUGACCCCAGUCUGCACUCCCUGUCCUUAUCCUGAUCUUUGUCCUAACCCUCUCCCUGUCGCUGUCCUAGUGCUUGUCCUCAUCGUUUUUCUGGUACCAGUCCCCGUUCCAUUGCAGGUUUCCAGCCCUUGUCCUAGCCUCAGCCCUUGUCCCUGUCCUGGCCAUUGUGCCUGUCCCUGACCUCGUUCCUAUCUCCAUUCUGGUCCCAGUUCUUGUCUCUGCCCUUAUUCCAGUGGCAGUCCCUGUAGCUGUCCCCAUCCUUGUUCUGGCCUCUGUCCCUGCCCCUGCUCCUGGUGCCAGUCCUGUCUUGGUGCCUGUCUCUCUUCUGGUGCCUCUCUGCUUGUCAGAAUCACAGAAUCAGUCUGGUUGGAAGAGAGCUCCAAGCUCAGCCAGUCCAGCCCUUCACCCAGCACUGAAGGGUCAAUACUAAACCAUGUCCCUGGUGCCAGGUUCACAGGCAUGGGGACUCCAGCGCUGCCCUGGGCAGCCUGUGCCAAUGUUUGAGAACCCUUCAAGUGCAGAGAUAUUUCCUGAGAUCCAUCCUGAGCCCCUCCUGGUGCAGCUUGGAGCCCUUUCCUCUCCUCCUCUCACUUGCCACCAAGGAGCAGAGGCUGCCCCCUCCUCGCUGCUACCUCCCUUCAGGGAGCUGUAGAGAUCAAUGAGCUCUGCCCUCAGCCUCCUCUUCUCCAGCCUGCACGGCCCCAGCUCUCUCACUCUGCAGCCCCUCAGGGUCCUUCCUGCAGUGAGGGGCCAGAGCUGAGCGCAGCACUCGAGCUGUGGCCCCAGCAGUGCCAGCGCAGGUUGAUGAUCCCCUUCUGUCCCUGCUGCGCACAGUGCGGCUGACCCAAGCCAGGGUGACAGUGGCUUUCUUGGCCACCUGGGCACUGCUGAAUCAUGUUCAGUCGACUGUCAACCAAUACCCCCGGGCCGCCCUCCGAGGGGCAGCUUUCCAGCCGCACCUCCGCGAGUCUGUAGCUCGCCGUGGGGUUGUCGGGACGCAGGUGCAGGACUCGGUCACGCUGAACCUCAUGCAGUGAGCCUUGUCCCUGGUCCUAUUUCGGUGCCGGUUCUGGUCCCUGCCCCACCCCUGUCUCCAUGCCAGCUCUUGUUCGUGCCCCGGUCCUGGUUCCCAUCCCUAUCCCUGCCCCGGUCCUCGUCCCAGUCCCGUCCCCGCUCUCGGUGCCAGUCGAUUGCGGACCCUCGGUCCCGCAGCGGUGCCCCAGCGGGUCCUCCGCGGCAGCAGGGGGCGCUGCGCGGCGGUGCGGGGCAGAGCGGAGCGGAGCGCGGCCAUGGCGGCGGUGCGGGCUGCGCUGCUGGCGCCGCUGCUCGCUCUGUGCCGGGCCGGGCCGGGAGCGGGGCCGGGAGCGGGGCCUGCUGCCUGCGUCGAGGUGGCGGUGGCCGGGCCGAGGAACGAGGUCGGAGCGGCUGCGGGGCCCGCUGCCUGCGUCGAGGUGGCGGUGGCCGGGCCGAGGAACGAGGCCGGAGCGGCUGCGGGGCCCGGCGGCUCCUACAAGUUGCGCGGGGCCGUGCUGGGCGUAGGGAGCGGCCGAGGCGGCCUCGGGGAGGAGGAGGAGGAGGAGGAGAUCCGCGGGCGGCUACUGCUGGUGGGAGAUGCGGAGCCUGAGCUGGGUGCUGCUGACCCCUGGAUUGGCGUGGUGCCCGUGGGUGAGGAGCCGGCCGAGGGCCCCCGCGGUGCCAAGGAAGAGUCCUUCACCGCUGCUGUUGUCAGCAAGAUGAAGCGAGCCCUGGUGCUGGGGGCAUCGGCCCUGCUGAUCCUGGCGCUGAACCAGAAUGCCAUCCGGGAGCUGGAUGUUUCCCAGCUCCUUGCCAAGCCUGUGAUCGUGAUCCAGUCCUCAGACAACGUCACCAAGCUGCUGGGAGCACUGCUCCGGGGGCUCCGGGCUACAGCCAGGAUCACCUACCAGGCAGUGCUGCUGGAGAACCUGGGAGUGACCCUCACCCUGUGGUCCACCUGCGGCCUCUCCCGAGGAGGUCUCUAUGGGGAGUGGCAGGGAGUCAUCUGCACGGGGGAGAACAGCUCGCAGGUCCAGAAGUACCUGCAGCAGCUGUGGAACACCAUCCUGCUGGUGGCCCUGCUGCUCUGCACCGGCCUGGUGGUGCAGGCCCAGCGGCAGUCGCGGCAGGACCCCUCGGAGCAGGAUGCUGAGCUGGACCUGAAGCAGCACAUUCGGCGGCGGCUGCUGGCGCUGGAGACUCGGCGCUACCACCCGGGCAGGGCACCGCGGGGCCGCGAGAUGGACAGCUGUGCCGUCUGCCUCGACCAGUUCCACAGGAGCCAGUGGCUGCGGGUGCUGCCCUGCUCCCACGAGUUUCACCGGGACUGCGUGGACCCCUGGCUCCUCCUGCAGCAGACCUGCCCUCUCUGCAAGCACAACAUCCUGGGGAACUGCAGCGUGGAGAGUUAAGCUGCCCUGAGGGACGUGCUCCGGGGACCGCCCCUUGGCUCCUGGGCCAGCCCCAUCGCUGCUGCGGGGCCAGGGAGGGGUGCAGGGGGUGCUUGGCACUCGCUGCUGGAGCGGCCUCAGGCCCGUGCAGAGAGCGGAGGAGCUCAGGGCUUUCUACCUGCUGGGCAUCAUUAGAGGGGUGGGAGGGGUCCGGGUGGUGCCAGGGGGCUGGGGGAGUGGGUGCCAGGUGAGGAAGCAGCGGGGGCACCCAUGGGUGCAGGGGGGUGGGAGGCUGGCAGCGAGGUGAGCCCUGUACCAGCUGCACUCCUUCCCUGCCCACAGUAGUUUCAGUAAGGCUCUUGUGUUUCACCUGUAGGUGCCAGUGGCCCUGGUGGGGUGGGCAGAGCCUGGCAGGGCAGCCCAGCUGCGGUGUGAACUCCACACCCAGGUGGCAGAUCUGACAGAGACAGGGACAGAGCUGUCAGGGCUGCAGGGUGCCCACCCUGGGGGGUGAAAGCUGUUAUCUAUACCAGCUUCCUAGAGAGGUUGGCACCAGGCGGCUGCAGCGCCCGAGCACAGGGCGUGUUUGGUUGGCAUGGGCUCAGCUGUUUGAACUUGAUGACUCCAACAAGCCCAUGUGUGAACUCAGCUUGUGUGGGGACUUGUGUGGCCCAGCACGGGUGUGCUGUGGGGGCCUGGCUGGCUCCUGCCCUGCGUGCUGCCCGCAGGAUGCCAGCCUGCAGCGCCGCACGCCUCUGUCUCCAUUAAAUGCAGAGCAAGGACAA